GGCCUCACCUCCAGCAUCAACAUUCAUCAUCCUCUCCAGUGGUGUUUUCAUUGCAGAAGGACUUGGAUAAUCUGCAAAAAUGAAAUUUGCCAUCCUGUGCCUCUGUCUGGCUAGCACAGCCUCGGCUGCACCCUCCAUCUUUCAUUACCUGCCUCAUUAUGCAGGUUCCAGACCACAGGUGCCACCCUCACCGGUGAGAAAUACCUACCCAGCUGGCCAGUCUCUCCCACCACCUGGACUUCCUGGCGCUUACAGUGUGGAACUGAUUUAUCCACACAGAUUCGGUGGUGCUGGUGCACAGACUUUCCCCUCCCAGGGUUUCAUCAAAUACUCCAUUCCUCAGCCACCAGGCAGACAGAGUGUGGAAGUCUACUACCCCUAUGACUUCGCCCAGCAAAGGAUCAUAACAAACCUUCCUCCUAUGACAAACGCCCCUCAUAUGACAAAUGUGCUGCCAUUUGAAUAUCCUCCUCAAAAUAUUCCCCAGCAAAUUCCAAAUCUUCCCUCAUUCGAUGCCAAUCCUCUUCCAUCCCAGGAUCCUCUGCAGCCUCUCCAGCAGGACCAGCCCCCACAGACAAGCCAGGCGCCUGCAAAGGUGUGAAGUGAAUGAGAAGCAUGACAAGGAGGCAAACGUCUUCCUUAGCAUUCAGACAUCUGCAAUGGGACAAAUGACGUUAAUGACUGACUCUGUUUCUACAACACGUGUAUGAUCAUAAAAUUACCACUUUUUAUUAAGAAUAGUGAUGAAAUAGUGAGCUAAAUUACAACAAGGCCAUCUGCAUAGCAUGAAACCUAUUUCUGAAGAAUGUUCUGCUUCACUUUAUAGUCUUCAUAGAUUUUCCCUGUUAUUGUGUUAAAGUAUUCUGUAAUGCUGCAUUCCACAAUAUAUAACAAUUGUGCUCCACAUGUUUAAACUAAUUUGAAC
Messenger RNA from Plectropomus leopardus (leopard coralgrouper), 925 nucleotides. It is a transcript of the gene scpp5, whose product is annotated as secretory calcium-binding phosphoprotein 5. The record is from RefSeq and is a predicted model, not a curated record. NCBI's taxonomy places the organism in Eukaryota, Metazoa, Chordata, Actinopteri, Perciformes, Serranidae.